CGUUCUGAUGACUCCGCAUUGUCUCCUUCUCGUGGGUCGCAUUACGACACAUCGGUGCGACCGUACUUGACAAAUUCCCACCCCGAAUGCAAAAGCGCUUCUUCUCAGAAGUGCAGCCGAGCAAACGCAGGGUCACGCCACACUGCGCAUCAGAAGGAACACACUUCGUUUUCUCGUCAGUCAACACACACUUAUUCGUGGUCACCUUGAGGGAACACCUUGCUCGAAUUAGUGGAAAUAUCAACCUCACAAGAUGUAAACUGGGUGGGGAAGUUAAUGUUCAACUUAGUCAGCGUUCUGGUGGCUCAAAGCCAGAGAGGAAGUCCAAGUCUGUCCAAACGUCCAAAAGGCACACACCCUCAAGGCGUUGAUUUUUAAUUGAAUCGCUCUGGCGACAGUUGGAUUGGAGCACAUUAUUAUAAUUUAUUUGUUUGUUUGUUUUUGUGGCCCCAAAGUCAAACUUUAAGGCUAAAGAGUCCCAAACGUAACUUUAUUUAUGCUCAGCUAAGACAAAGCGCAUUCACACCGCUAAUGAAAGUACACUAUUUGAGCUCACUCUGCUCAUAUUUCAUCCUAAAAAUAUAAUAUAAAUAUUUUUUUUAAAAAAUGUUACAGACACAAUACUGAAAGAAGACACAUCAGCGGUCACAUUAUUAGGUACACCAGCAAGCGCAACGAUUGUGCCUUUACAAAGAUGAUAAUGCUCACUAAUUAGUUGCAUUAAUUAAUAAUUACAAAUACAUCAUUCAUUUAAAAAUAAUUGUGUUGCCGCAUGCUAGCCUUGUUUGCGGGAUGUGUUGCAGCGUGUUUGUCGAGUGCGUUACCGCACGUCGACCACGUUUGCGACCAUGAGUGUGUUGCCGCAUGGCUGCGAUGUUGACGGAGCAGAGUGAACCGCUGGCGUUCCUGUCGACUAGCCCUCAAGCUCUGCUGCCAAACGGCGAACAUCUGUGAGUCAUUGACGCCCCCUGUAAAAGAGUUUGUAAUUGCCUGUAGCUGCCGCAAAAUGGCGGCAAAGGACUAGAUUCGUCUCCGUGAGGCUCCUCAACCCACCUCAAAUUGUUUCCUUUGCACCAAUUUCACUGAUUGCAUUUUUUGUAAUUACCAAUUACGUACAUGACUUCAUUGUAGCUUUCACUCCAUAAACAUUUUUUCCCCACAAUUGUGACACACACACAUACCCUGUUUAUACCAUACAUAUACGUACUCUGUUCGUGUGUGAGGUGCCAAAACCUGUUCAAAUUCCAAUGUAUUGGAAUUAACUUUCCUCAUAAUCGACAUGACAGGCCGAGAUUCACCACUUAAUCGUUAUCUUCAACUCAAAAGCUGUGCUGAUCUCAAAUCCAAACCAAUGUCGCCAUCUACUGGCAUCUGUUUAUCAUUACAGUUACGUGGAAGCUUGAAUUUCACAGACAAGCUGAGCGAGACGCUCUUCCACACCUACCCGUUGAAAACAUACUUGACAGAUAUAUUGUCGCUGUCGCCAGGCGCGGCUUCAUCAUGGGCGUGUGGAACUCACACACGUCGGUUGGCAACAUCCUGGGCUCGCUCAUCGCCGGCGUGUUCGUCUCGUCGGCGUGGGGCCUGUCCUUCAUCGUGCCGGGCCUCAUCAUCGCCGCCACGGGCGUCCUGUGCUUCUUCUUCCUGGUCGAGAAACCCGAAGACGUCAACUGCAGUCCUCCUCAGCAUCAUAAUGACUUGGAAAGUGGUGAGACAGAGCCUCUCCUGCAGAGUCCUUCCCAUGUGGUCAACGGUUCCAUCGACGCCGAGACGCCGGAGAUCGCCGCUGGGCACUCGGAGGCCAUCAGCUUCUGGGGAGCGCUCAGUAUACCCGGAGUGGUGGAGUUUUCGCUGUGUUUGCUCUUUGCCAAGCUGGUCAGCUACACGUUCCUCUACUGGCUUCCGCUCUACAUCUCCAACGUCGGGUUACAGUGUUGCAGCAUGUCAGCCAUCGUAUUGUGUGUGUUUGACCUACAUCAGGCGGCAUCAUGGCGGGCCUCGUGUCCGACUACACGGGUGGGAGAGCCACCACGUGUUGUGUCAUGCUGCUCGCCGCCGCGCCCAUGCUUUUCCUCUACAACCACAUCGGACAACGCAGCAUUGGCACAACAAUUGGCAUGCUCUUGGUUUGUGGCGGCCUGGUCAAUGGGCCCUACGCCCUCAUCACCACUGCAGUUUCUGCCGACCUGGGCACACACGAGAGUCUGAGAGGAAACUCCAGGGCGUUGUCCACAGUGACGGCCAUCAUCGACGGGACAGGAUCAGUGGGGGCUGCGUUGGGCCCUCUCUUCGCCGGGGUGAUUUCGCCAUCGGGCUGGAACAACGUCUUCUACAUGCUCAUCUCUGCCGACGUGCUUGCCUGUCUGUUUUUGUCCAGGCUGGUUUACAAGGAAGCUCAAGGUUGGUGUGGACGAAUCCCCCGAGUCAGAGGGUACAAGGAAACUUGAAAGGAGGCACCGCGAUGAUGACGACGAUGAAGACAACCGCCACCACGCCUCAACACGUGACACCUUCACCAUCUUUGACUGACUGCAGCGCAAUCGAAGCACUCAAGUGAUCACCCGAGCCUUUCGAUUUAUCGUAAAGCGGAGAACUGCAGCGUCUCUGUCGAGACGCUUCUCUUUUUAAAUGACCAACGACACACUCUGCCGUGCUUAUUUGAAUAUCCUUUUAUCAUUAAAGUGUACAUACAUUACA
Messenger RNA from Phyllopteryx taeniolatus (common seadragon), 2697 nucleotides. It is a transcript of the gene slc37a2, whose product is annotated as solute carrier family 37 member 2. The transcript is spliced from 11 exons. The record is from RefSeq and is a predicted model, not a curated record. Gene Ontology annotation, cellular component: endoplasmic reticulum membrane. Gene Ontology annotation, biological process: glucose-6-phosphate transport; phosphate ion transmembrane transport. Gene Ontology annotation, molecular function: glucose 6-phosphate:phosphate antiporter activity. NCBI's taxonomy places the organism in Eukaryota, Metazoa, Chordata, Actinopteri, Syngnathiformes, Syngnathidae. Bases 1280 to 2557 code for a protein of 425 amino acids.